Molecule: messenger RNA, 6361 nt
Organism: Mercenaria mercenaria
Lineage: Eukaryota; Metazoa; Mollusca; Bivalvia; Venerida; Veneridae
Product: serine/threonine-protein kinase PLK1-like
Exons: 12
Coding region: 435-2153 (572 amino acids)
Biological process (GO): mitotic cell cycle; regulation of cytokinesis; protein phosphorylation
Cellular component (GO): nucleus; cytoplasm; spindle pole
Molecular function (GO): protein binding; protein serine/threonine kinase activity; ATP binding
Source: RefSeq, a predicted model, not a curated record
AACCUCGAUCUACUUUCAGUUAACAGCUGACUGUCAAGGUGUAUACACAUUCAUGUACAUGAAUAAUACCUGUACAAUUUUACACAGGUGUGACAUUCAAUAAUAAGUAGCGAAUAAUAUUUCUUUUGAAGAGGUGUUUAUUUAAUAUUUUAUGAAAUAUUUAAGGGAGACUAACGGAGAAGGAUUAAUUGGUGAUUUAUCAGCGGUAGGCAGGACUGGACAUAUUCCGUUAUAAUACUGUACAUUACAAGUGCUUAAGAAAAUUGGACAGCCUUAGUCAGUUUGUUUUAACCACCGUGGGAAAAAGACGGUAGACGGAAUUGUUAAUGCUGUAAUUGGAAUCUAACUGUGACAGAAAUUGGAAUAGCAUAAAAUCUUCUUUCCAGUGUUUUUGUUGAUAGUAUUGACUUGGUGGUUUUGCAAGAUGUUAUGAAAUGCUUGAUCUCAACUCCAACAUAAUUUAUGCUGGAAAAAUCAUCUCUAAACACAGAAUAUCAAAGCCACACCAAAGACAAAAGAUUAUGCGAGAGGUAGAACUUCAGCGAAACUUGAAGCAUCGAAAUGUUGUAGAAUUCCACAGUUUCUUUGAAGAUGAAGAAAAUGUAUACAUAGUUCUAGAAAACUGCAAUAGAAAAUCCUUGGUAUAUAUGCUCAAACACAGAAAGACGCUCACAGAGCCAGAGGUUCGUUACUACAUGGGACAGCUUGUCGAUGGUGUCAAGUACAUCCAAGAACAUGACAUCAUUCAUCGUGACCUGAAGCUUGGCAAUAUGCUACUGAACGAUGACAUGGAUGUCAAAAUAGCUGACUUUGGUCUUGCUACUCGGGUUGAAUUCGAAGGUGAAAAGAAAAUGACUGUUUGUGGUACACCAAACUACAUUGCUCCAGAGGUGCUACAGAAAAGGGGCCACAGUUAUGAAGCAGACACCUGGGCUCUUGGUUGUGUCAUGUACGCCUUGUUGGUGGGACAUCCGCCUUUUGAGACUGCCACACUAAAAGAGACUUAUAUCCGGAUAACCGAAAACCGUUAUUCAAUACCGGACUGGAUUUCACCCCAAGCUAGAAACUUAAUCACAAAGUGCUUGACAAAUGAACCCGAACUUAGACCUAGUCUCAACAAUAUUCUAACGGAUGAUUUUUUUACGUGUGGACAUUUUCCAAAUAGAUUAUCACCUAGUUGUUGUACUUCUCCGCCACGAUUUCCGGCAAACUCUGCAGGGUCUUUCGUGCGAGUCUCUAGGCCCAAGUCCUAUGCCGUCCCAGAAACAAGACCAGAAUCUGGUGUAGAUAGAAUUACCUCCCCUAUUCGUGAGCUCGAAAUCACAAACAAAUAUGAGCACCAUUCAAAAGGUCGACACACACCAGACUUCUCCAUUCCUAUGUCUAGGAUCAGCGGAAGAACAUCUGGAUCCGAGGCGACUCGCUCAGACAGGUCUGACUCCCCCGCGCUCAGAGAGUCAUCUCCAAAACCCCGCUCUGCUGCCAAUCUCCUUGAUGUGCUCACUACGUGUUUAGAACACAUGCCAAAAGAUGUGAUAAAGAACCCCGAACCCAUGGGUGAUAUGACAAUCCUGUGGGUGAGUAAAUGGGUUGACUAUUCCAACAAAUACGGCUUUGGCUUCCAGCUCUCAAAUGACUCUAUUGGUGUACUCUUCAAUGACACGUCCAAAAUCAUUCUAUCCCCGGAUGGAAGAUCGGUACAGUAUUACGAUAUGACGGGUCACCUGAAUGCCUUCUCUGUUGACCAACCUCCGGAUGAUCUCGAUAAGAAAACAACUCUUCUCAUGUAUUUUGCAAAAUAUAUGGAUGAGCAUUUAAUUCAGGGAGGUAAUAUAGAGUGCUCCAAGGAUUCUGAUGAUAUCAGUGUUGGCUCCCUUUGUUUGAAGAAGUGGUUCAGAACAGCAAAAGCAAUAGUCCUGUAUCUCAAUGAUGGGACAUUACAGGUAAACUUCUUCGAUGACCACACAAAAAUUAUUCUGAGUUACAUGCGAAAUGAUUACUUUGUGACAUACAUUGACGAGGAGAGAUGUGCAACAACCUAUAGCAUGGUACACCUCAUCCAAGAUGGCUGCCAACGCGAUAUCAUGGAUCGAAUGUCAUUUGCAAGGUCAAUGCUGAAAAAUCUAGUUGAUAUCGAGGGUGUUGAUAUUUAAACUUUGUUGAUUUAAUAGAGGUUGUGUCGUAUAAAGACACUGCCACAUCGCAUAAUAAACAAAAACAAAAUAUGUCUUUCGUUGGAACGUUCAGGUGAAAUUUGAAGAAGUGCUGUUUAAAAGAAAAAGCUGCAUUUUCAGACAGCUGAAGAAAAUGGCAGAAAAUUCACAUAAUUAUGUGUAAUUUUAACAUCUGAUGGUGAAACUAGUAUAUAUUUAAUGAAGUCUUAAAUGAAAUACUUGUUGCAAAGUAAUAUGAUUUCAGAAGGAUUUUUGGCUGUGUCAUGCAGGCAAACCUGACUUAACAGUUGAAGAUGGACCAAUACAGCUGUUAGAGAAGAUAUGUGAGAAGCCAAAACAUUGCAAAUCUGUGAUGCAAAAUUUGCUCAUAUACAACAUGAGAAAAACUCCUUUUAUUAUUUAUGGUGAUAGAAUAAAGGAGAGCAAUAUGAUAGCUUAUAGUCCCAUUGUAUAACACCAAGUGUUCCUUUUUACAAUAAUAGGCAAACAGAUGUGGAGCAAUAAAUACACUAUACAAUGUUGUCUCAUUUUUGUUGCUCAGACUGUGAUCAUUUUUAAUGCCUAUUUUUUGUAACUUUCGAUAUGCAAUAAUGAAAUGCAUGUAGAUGCAUUUCGCAAGCUUUUGUUCAUGAUGUGGAGGGAGAAAUAGAUGAAAAACAAUGCAUUACAAAAUCAUUAAAAUUUCAUGACUUUUAUCAAGCAAAAUGUGAUAUCAUGGAUACUCAGCUGUGGGUUAGCAAGUACUUUAGGGAAUGAAUGUGAUUUGUUUUCACAGGAUAAAUGCUUAUUUACUGGGAAAACCUUAGAAGUGCCUUUAUAAGUGUGAUAGAUAUGGCAGUGGUUUUCCUCUAAGGAUUGGGAACGUUGAAAUUUGUGACACUGAAUUUGUGUGAAAAUUAAGAGAAAUUGACUUUGUUAAAAUGGUUUGCGGUACAACUAUCUGAUGAAGAUGUUACGGGGUUGUUAGAGACCAUUGUAAAACAAUAGUGAUUGUUCUGUUGUGUAUUGGUAAAAUGUUAAAUGCAAAUAUGGCUUAACAAAUUAUGUUUUCUCUGGUUAACCCUUAUCCUGCUAAAUUUCUAUAAUGAACUUGUCCAUCUUUGGACAAUACCAUUAAUUAUAAAAAGGGAGUGCAGGGAAGUGGAGGGAAGUGCAGAUCUUGAUCUACACUGGUCACAAAGGCAGAGUCAAUCAUGUCCAGCAUAAGGGUUAACAAAAAAAAAUGUGAUUCAGGUUCCAAAUGAUGAAUUUUUAUUUAUGCUUGUAAAUUUUCUAAAAAAGAAGUCAGUGUUUGAUUUUUAUAGUUAAAUAAAAAUUGAAAUAAAACCGUUUUUGUCAUCUUGCUAGGGAAGCUUUUGAUUAUUUUUUAAUGUAAUUUAACUAUUUGUGUAUACAUAGGCAUUCAUUUUUCAAUUCUUGAAUACCAUUUUUGAAAUGUGGAUUAAUGCUUGAAGCAAUUAUUUACCCCUAUAUAAAAUCUUUGUAUUAAGUUCAAAUAAAAAAUCUAAGCACAAUUUACUUAUUAAAAAGCACAAUUUACUCAUUUUGAAUAAGCCAGAUAGACCUUCCUGAGCCAGGCUUUUAUAUAUGACUACUUCCCUUUGUUAUAUAUUUUUUCACCCUCUAUAAAUGUCACUAAUUUUGCACAUCCAUCAAUUUCAUGCUUCAGUUUCAAUUUGGCAACACUGUUCAAAAGAAACCAAGAAACAUUUAUUAUAAAUAAUGUGAAAAUUGUUAGACACACUAUUUUUGGUAAUUCAAUGGAAUAUUGUCAGUACAUAAUGUAGUGAAAACAUUAAAUCCAGUGUUUCUACACAUUUCACACGAAAGUUGUUAAUUUUGUAAGAAGAGUGCAUCGUUUAAAAGCAAUUUAAAUUAAAAUAUUGGCAUUAAAGGGAGUGUAUUAAGUUGCUUCGAGGUAGGACUAUAUCAUUAUGUAUAUAUGUUAUAGUUUUUUGUUAAGAAUGAUAAAUAAAACUAAGGUUUUAAUUUGUGCUUUUUAAUUCAAUUUAAUCAAAUACAUUCAUUCAACUAGAAUUGAGCUGUACAGAGCAAAUGUACCUUGUUGUGUAAUUUUGUUGUCUGUACAGGAGGUAGAUAACUCACGGUAUCGUUUGAACACAAUUUAAAUAUUUGCAAACAUUUUACAUUUGUGUGUGUGUUUGCAUAUUUACAAGAUGGGGUCACCCUGUGGGACCAUUACAUAAAGUGUUAUCUGAGUACACUGUGACAGAAGUGCUGUAAAUUUGGUAUGAAAUUAUACAUUCACAUUGUAUAUAGGUGGUGGCUUUUCUAACAGACACAAUCACGUUUUGAUGCCUGUUAUUAAAUGCAAGCUUUGUAAAUACAUUGAUACAUCAGGAUCUUUGUCAUGACAGAAAAUGCAUUAUACAUGUCAGUAUUUAAAUACAAAUUACAAUCAUACAGUAUUUUGAAACACAGUGGGGCAACAGCAGUAAUUCUUAACUACUAACAAUAAAAUGAAUUCUAGUUUUAUGUUUUACACUGAAGUUAGUUUUUGUGGCACAUUUAAAGAUGUUCAAAUUUUUGUAUUGUUCAGAAAAUCUAAUGAAGUCAGAAAGCAUUAUCUGCAGCCAGAAAACAUGAUCUACAGUCAGAAAAAAAUACCAUUAAAAUCUUAAUAGAAGUGAUUUUACCCUUUACAGGAAUAAAUGUAUUUCUCCUACAUUAUUUGAAGGCUCAGAAUUUAUUGAAUCAGUUUAUUCUGUCAUGUUUAAAGUAUAAGAGAAGCAAGAUCUCUUAUAUUUAUCUAUUUUAAUUAUCUCUGAUUUUUGUCUCAUGCUGUAUUGAUCUCAUCUCUAACUAAGACCAUUAUAAAUUUCUUGUUAAAUUUACAUUAUUGUAAAUAAGAUAUGUUAAAACUUAAAUGACUAAAGUAAAAAUAAGUGUUUAUUGAAAGCAGAGCAACUGUUUUUAGUUUUUAAUUAUUUAUCAGAAAUAUAUGAUAAAGUGUAUAUUUAUUCAGUAACUUAUAUGUGCAAUGUUUUUUUUUUCUGAAAUUGGAUUUAAUGGCAUAAAAAUCACCUUAAUUAAUACUUUUACAAUCUUGAAAGAUAUAUUUAAGAAAAUUAAAACUAUAAUUUGUCAUGGUCUUAAGUAUAAUUAUUUAUUUAGAUAUCUUGUCAAUGUGAAACUCUUUUUAAUCUUUUCAGUCAAACUUUAAAAGUUUGUAAUAAGCUCUAGUUCACUGCACUAAUGUGUAUAAAAAAAUGCAAUCCCUGAAACAGAAAUCCUCUUAAUUCUGUGAAUUCUGAAAGAAUGUUUAACAUAACUUUUCGUAUGUAUGAUUUUGUGUAUGUUUUUACUGCUUUUGUUAAAAUGAAUGUGUUUUAUGUAUUAUAGAACAUCAGCUCUUUGGAAUGAUACUUAAAUGGAAUUAAUACCUGUAUGAUCAAGUAAAUGGUAAUCCUGCAAAUUGUGAAAUUUUAUCACUGGUUGAUAAGAUAUUUUCGAAAUGAAUACUAGGUUACUUUCGUCUUCCUAUUCAGCGAUGACUUUCGUCUUCCUAUUAAGCACUGCUUUAAUUGUACAGUUUUAAAUGAUUACUUCUAAUCAAAAUUCAAGUUGAUGAUGUAUUUAAUUUUCUGACAAGAUCAAUUCCGCAGCACACAACCAAUCAGUAUUUGAAUAUCUACAGCACUCUACCUCUCAAAGUCCGUGGACCAUUUUAACAUUUUACUGUAAAUACAUUGAAGACUUCAUGUAUGAUUCUUUUCUCCAUUCUGUAAAACAUUGGGACCAAAAUAUUUCAAACCUGAUUUUAUGGAAAAUGAACUUCUGUUUUAACAGCAUACCAUAGACUUAACAGCUAUUGGUCGCUUAAUUUCUGUUAUGUAUUGACUAGAGUAUAUUUGAGCCACGCCAUGAGAAAACCAACAUAGCGCAUUUGCCAACAGCAUGGAUCCUGACCAGACAGCGCGGACGUGCAGGCUGGUCUGGAUCCAUGCUGGUCGCAAACAGACUAUGUUGGUUUUCUCAUGGCGCGGCUCAUUUCAUUUGAGAAAAUGAUUAUUAUUGUUAUGUAUGUAUUUUCAUGAAUUGUUAUGAGAUGUGACUGAUAUAAGUUGUUGUAUGAUUUUGAUUAAUUUUCUUUAGAGAAAUUUUACUGAUGAAUUAUAAAAAUGAAAAAAGGAUUUUCAUGAUCUUGAAAUAAAGAUUUAAAAUAU